AGCAAGAGAAGGCAGGUGUUGAAGAAAGGUCUAGAUUGCAAAGUGUCACACAAUGGGACGAAACAGAAGCGCCGCUUGAUACCAGAACAAGAUCGCAGAAUUUGCGGUAGCAUAUGCUUCUUCCAGUUCACCUUUGUCAUCAGUUGCGUGGCUUUGGUUUAUCUCGGCGUAGCGAUUUACGCGCCGUCCUACAGAGCUUUCCACAUCGGCAUCGAGCCGGAACCGGUGAUGUGCCAAACCGUUAACGCCACGAUGGUGAACAAUUGUGGUUGGGCAAGCUGCGGUGAAUGGUGCUUGACAAAGACCAGCGGUUUUUGUCCUCAGAUUCACGCGACUGUGAGGCGUAAUGGCACCGACGUAGUUUUCGAAAAUUGCACCAAGUUCAGCACGAUUUCAUGCCCUCAGGUGAACCUGGGCAAUAUGAAGAGGUACAAUUGCAACAACGGUAGCGAGUGCGGCAUGUUGACGGGGGUGUUCAACUGCAGCCUCGGGCAUUGCUCCAACAUGAGCGAGCUGAUGCUCUGCCACUACAAGGCGGACGGUGUCGUCAUCGACAGCGAGAAGGACAACAUGAAGCUGAACGGCUUCUUCAGCUGUCACAACUCCAGAUGCACGAAAAUCAAGAACGCCUUCAGUUGCGACCGAUAUUGCCCGAGCAUCUCCACGAGCGACAUCAACGUGUACCUAAUGCAGGACGACAGCAUUAUCUCCGCCAGAUGCUCCCGCGGGAUGGCCUUGAACAGGGCGAACGGUAGCCUGCCUGGCACUAGACUGGACGUGCCCGUCAAAAUCUGGGAUGAACUGAACGGCAGCAUCGUCACCAACUGUUUCGCUGUCAAGCGGAGCGGCAACGUCAUCAGCACGGAGGAUUGCGUGAACGGCACUUUGUUAAACGAGAUUACAGUUCCCCAACCAUCCAUUAAUUUCACGAGCUUCCUGAAAAUCUACGAGAAGAGCCUGCAGUACCCGGCGGAUCCUACAAACGCGUAUGUCCCGGCGCAGCAGUCACUGACGAUCUAUAACAGCUCACGGCUAUACAUCAAUCUCGAGCGUUGCGUCAACACAUUGAGGGGCGAGUGCAGACAAUUCCAGCUCACCCACGGUCGCGACGGCGACAAUCAGACCGCACAGAGUAGAUAUCCCUGCUAUUACAACAAGAACGACUCGUUCUUCGUGGUGGCGCGUUUCGACCUGAAGAAAACGCGAAUAGAGCUGCUGAUUGCCAUAAUCGUGCCGACUGGACUCUUCAUCAUCAGCGUGAUCACUCUGAUCAUCAUCUCGCGAUCGGUACAAGUGGGGGACGACGCGAAAAUGCGAUGUAGGUAUUGCGUCGACAGUCAAGAGGCCGAGGGCGAGGAUGAGGGUCUCGUCGAGGCGACUCCUUCCUCCGCCACUCCGAGUCAGGCCAAUGAAAACGAGAUGAGAAGUAUGGCUCUUUAGCAGUACAAGCCGCUUGGUAUGAGCGCUACGCUGGGUUAUGAAAGGCUACCAUUAAUCGAUAUGGAUGAGGAUUCCUUUUAAGGAGAAAAGAGCGAUAUAUGAAGAAUCAUCGUGUUGAAUAAAUCCAUUCCUCUAGCGGGGAAAAAAAUAGAUCUUGAAAGUAAAGCCCGAAUGAUGUUGGACACUCAGACGGACAUUAACAUCGUCUUCCGGAAAAUGAGGUAUAUAAUUAAACUCUUUAGUUAAUGUUUAAACAAUAGACAUUUAUGUGAUUGAUCGUUACGACAUCAAUACGACCUCAAUGCUUGAGAUGGAGUUAAAGUGAUCCCUGCCAGUGAAAGUAUCCCAUUCGGGGUCCAAGAUAAUUAUUACCUUUAACCAAAUAUAUUUAUACGCUCACUGUUGCCUUCGAUGUAUCGCUAUCACUUUGUUUACGCGCAAAACCAACGGAUUGACACCGAUAUCAAUUGCCGAUGCAUUAAGCAUUGAGAUUUUACCUCCAAAUAAUAUGUAUAAUAAGGAAACUUUCAUUAAAAUGUGUGUGUAAUAAAAUAUGUUUAAUGCCAUCCGUUGUUCGAACGAAUGAUAUUUAUAUUGAUGAAAAUUCGAUGGCGUUAAACAACAUUCUUUUCGUGCAAUAAGUACUGUGUAAAUAAAAUAACGAUGGAUAAUUCCUUAAUCAACGAAGACAACACGAAACAAGAGAAAUAGGUAAAUGCCGAAAUACAAGAUUUCAUUGCGUUCAUCAGCAUUGCAAGAAGUGACAUUUGUUUUUAUGCAAUAAAACCGCGACCUUUCCGUAAGCUGUAAAAUAAACAAGUUUUGUUCGAUGUACAAAAUAGAUGUAGAAUAAUGACGACUCAGCGCUCGCAUUACCAUUUCGGCCAUCAACGAAUGUGCAUUUAUAUUUUUUCUACAUCGGUUUACUGUGCUACUCUAUCGUUGGACACUGUAGUACUGUAAUUAGAUAUCGCCGAUAUCGCGAGUGGAAACGUUUGAUGCGAUUCCUUAUUGCUGAUACGCGAAUCCGAACAUUACAACUGCCUAUUCGUAAUUAGUUGUACAGUACAUUAUAUUUGUGAUGCGUAUUACGCGUAAGUAUCUGUAUCUUGCAUGUAAAUAUGGAUAUAUGUAUAAUAUACUUUUAACGAAACAUUUAUAUUCACGGUAAUCGAUACCGCCUCAAUUUGCGUGCCAGUUUCACGUGUAAUGUACGUGUGUGUGUGUGUGUGAAGUAAAUCAAAACAUAAUCCGUCAUAUGAUAAAUAUUUAAACCUGAUACAAAAAAUUGAGAAGUAAA
Linepithema humile (Argentine ant) is the source of this 2740-nucleotide messenger RNA. It is a transcript of the gene Teh4, whose product is annotated as tipE homolog 4. Gene Ontology annotation, cellular component: plasma membrane. Gene Ontology annotation, molecular function: sodium channel regulator activity. NCBI's taxonomy places the organism in Eukaryota, Metazoa, Arthropoda, Insecta, Hymenoptera, Formicidae. Gene Ontology annotation, biological process: regulation of sodium ion transport. The record is from RefSeq and is a predicted model, not a curated record.